This is a messenger RNA of Prorocentrum cordatum, 1769 nucleotides long. The record is from the annotation of a GenBank genome assembly. NCBI's taxonomy places the organism in Eukaryota, Dinophyceae, Prorocentrales, Prorocentraceae.
CGAGCGAUGGCGAGCCUCUGCGAUGCGUUGCUGGCCGCCUGCCAAGAGAUGUCCGGCGCUCCAACCAUCUGCGGCGAGGUUUCUCCGUAGCCAUUUUGGCUAAAGGUCGUUUGAGUCUCACAACAGUCGACCUCACAUCAUUGCUCAAUUCGAGACCAAGGCACCAUGCAGAUCUUCGUGAAGACGCUGACGGGCAAGACCAUCACCCUGGAUGUGGAAGCCUCUGACACAAUCGACAACGUCAAGGCGAAGAUCCAGGACAAGGAGGGCAUCCCUCCGGACCAGCAGCGCCUGAUCUUCGCGGGGAAGCAGCUGGAGGACGGGCGCACGCUGUCUGACUAUAACAUCCAGAAAGAGUCCACGCUGCACCUCGUGCUGCGCCUGCGCGGAGGCAUGCAGAUCUUUGUGAAGACGCUGACGGGCAAGACUAUCACCCUGGAUGUGGAAGCCUCUGACACAAUCGACAACGUCAAGGCGAAGAUCCAGGAUAAGGAGGGCAUCCCUCCGGACCAGCAGCGCCUGAUCUUCGCGGGGAAGCAGCUGGAGGACGGGCGCACGCUGUCUGACUAUAACAUCCAGAAAGAGUCCACGCUGCACCUCGUGCUGCGCCUGCGCGGAGGCAUGCAGAUCUUCGUGAAGACGCUGACGGGCAAGACCAUCACCCUGGAUGUGGAAGCUUCAGACACAAUUGACAACGUCAAGGCCAAGGUCCAGGACAAGGAAGGCAUCCCUCUGGACCAGCAGCGCCUGAUCUUCCCUCUGACACUAUUGACAACGUGAAGGCGAAGAUCCAGGACAAGGAGGGCAUCCCUCCAGACCAGCAGCGCUUGAUCUUCGCGGGGAAGCAGCUGGAGGACGGGCGGACGCUGUCUGAUUAUAACAUCCAGAAAGAGUCGACGCUGCACCUCGUGCUGCGCCUGCGAGAGGCGAUGCAAUCGUCGUGAGACGCUGACGGGCCAAGACUAUCACCCUGGAUGUGGAAGCCUUCUGCACAAUCGACAACGUCAAUGCGAAGAUCCAGGACAAGGCGGGCAUCCCUCCGACCAGCAGCGCCUGAUCUUCGCGGGGAAGCAGCUGGAGGACGGGCGCACGCUGUCUGAUUAUAACAUCCAGAAAGAGUCCACGCUGCACCUCGUGCUGCGCCUGCGUGGAGGCAUGCAGAUAUUCGUGAAGACGCUGACUGGCAAGACCAUCACCCUGGAUGUGGAAGCCUCUGACACAAUUGACAACGUGAAGGCGAAGAUCCAGGACAAGGAGGGCAUCCCUCCGGACCAGCAGCGCCUGAUCUUCGCGGGGAAGCAGCUGGAGGACGGGCGCACGCUGUCUGACUAUAACAUCCAGAAAGAGUCCACGCUGCACCUCGUGCUGCGCCUGCGCGGGGGCAAGUAGUGCCUGCGACUUCUUUGGGCGUUCAGCAGACACACACAAGGUCAUAGACACAUAUACAUUAGUUUGGUGUUUUGUUUUUGGGCCUGUGACCGAGAACAAGUUUUUUGGGGUCAGGGAAACACGAGUGGGGAAACAUGACUUCACAAUCAGCGACAGAGCCAACACAGUAGAUGAUCCUACUGGAUUUCUGUGCUUCUCAUUCCAAAUAGUUCGGUCCAUAAGCGGCUCGUCUACAGGAACGGGUAGUGCAGCCAGCACGGAUCCACAGGCGCGUUUUUGCGCAUCUUUCAAUACGUGAACUGCUGCCGUUGGGCACCGCCUUGAUACAUGAGACACCACGCUGCGUUGCAUGGCCCGCUGCGUGUCGUGGUAGAAAAAAA